Messenger RNA from Plasmodium cynomolgi strain B, 690 nucleotides. RefSeq lists its product as hypothetical. The record is from RefSeq and is a predicted model, not a curated record. The transcript has a single exon. The annotation marks the transcript as partial. NCBI's taxonomy places the organism in Eukaryota, Apicomplexa, Aconoidasida, Haemosporida, Plasmodiidae.
GUACAAAAAUUUUCAAUUGAUGAGUUAUUACAUACAGGGAAGUUUUAUAAGAAUUUGGAAACAUUAAGUACAUCAGCUGAUUACCAUAAAUUAUGUGGUUCACGUGAUGAACCUGUGUUCGAAAGCAUGCACUUCAAAAAAAUUUGUGUAGCGAUUUUAAAUUAUUUAAAAAACAAUUAUUCUGCAUCAAAUCACACAAGUAAUGGAUAUGAUGAUUGCAAACUUUUGAGUUAUGGGGCAUAUAGUAGAAUAUUUGAUAUUUUGCGCGAAAAAAGAUAUACGAUCAUACCUUAUGCACAACUCCAACGUAUAUGGAAUGGUUUUAUUGAGCGUUUACCUGAGAAUCAAAGAUGUAAACCCAUUCAUGAAAUGCUUAGUUAUACUGAUUGGAGAGAAAGAAAGGAAUUGUAUGAAUACUAUGUUAAUUAUUCUCUAAUUGUAGAUUUAGCUAACAGUUAUAAUGAAAGAUGUAACGAAUUUUAUGAAUACGUAAAAAAGAAAGCUCAUCUAUAUGAAUAUUUUGAGGAGAAAUGUCGUUAUAAGAGUACAAUUAUAUGUCCAGAAUUUUGUGAAGAUAGUAAAAAGUAUAAUCCAAAAAAUGUACUAUCUAAUUUUAGUUGUCACCAUGAAAAAAUUGAUGAAAUACAUGCAGAUGUGCCUAGCGCUCUAAAAAAGAAAAUUCACUUUUAG